GGCGCUUUUAGUUGGAAAUGCGAGCGCGACUCGGCCGCAGUCUCCGUUCUCCAGCCUCCGAUCUUCAACCUUCGGUCUCCGGUCUCUGGUUCGCCGUUCUCCGGCUCUCCAUUCUCGGUUUAAGUUACGUCCCGUUCGGUUCGCCAAACUGCGUUGCGCGAAAAAUUGCGUUUAAUUAAAGUAUAAAGGCCAGCGAGCUCCUCAAUUACGGCUGCUCGUGGGAUGAGUCGCCAUAGCCAGCUGAAGCUAGCGAUGCCCUCGGUGCACGAGGCUCCGUCUAAGGUUCCUGGCUCGCCUUCGUCCUCCAAAUCCAGGAGCGUUAAACUGGGUCUUGGUGUUAAUCAGAGGACAGGUCGGGUACAAUGGUGUCCGGGCCUGACAUGCUGCAAAUUGCUUCUACUUCUUCCAGUGGUUAUGCUGCCACUGACCCUGGUGCUCAUCCUGAUCAUGCGGCUGGACGGGAUGCUGGCUGCGCUGAAACUGAACGAGCAAAGGAUGCGAGAACACCAAGAAGGGGUUCCUGCUUAUAUGGAUGAUUAUGAAGCCCUUCUGCCGGAGGGCAGCACCUAUAAUGAACUGAUCAACGAGGAGUUCCUCCUGCCGGCGAGCAAGAGGGCCCAACUGCAACUCCAGGCCGCAGAAAGGGCGCGUCGCUGUCAGCCAUAUCGAUACGGAAAUGGAGAGUCAUUGGAGCUGGAGGAGCGCAACACCCUGAUGAAAGAUUCCCGUACGUCCUUCCUUCCCCUGGGCAUUCCACGCGAGUGCUUCGGCAGCGGUAUUGACCUGGACAUCAAACCGCUGGACGAAGAAGUCUACCAGCGACAAAAGAAGCGCUACGAGGAUAUUGCUCCCUACUGGCUAGAGAGGAGUAGGACACGGGAGCGGCGUGAGGCUGAACGACAUGCAGAAGAGACGAAUUCCGAGAUCAGUGAAGCCACCGCUGCCCUGCAGAGCUUUUGGAACGAAGAGGGCACACGGGAUGGCAUUCGAAUGACCCAAGCCAAGACCAUGAAGCGCUACAUGGACAACAAAGUGGAUCCCUGCGUGGAUUUCUACAAGUACGCCUGCGGUAACUGGGAACGAUUGCACCCGAUACCCAAGGAUAAAGCCGGCUUCGACACCUUCGAAAUGCUGCGCGAGAGUUUGGACUUGGUGCUGAGAAAUCUCUUGGAGAAGACUACACCUCGCCAUCCCGCUGGUGAAUUACGAAAGAGUCCGGUGCGGAAUACUCUUUUCAAACUAAAUGAACAAGGCGAAGGUGAAGGAGAAGCUGACCAGGCGGCGGAACUUACGGCGGAACGUCUCCGACGGCACAUCGUCAGCAAGAGGCAGUUGCUCAAUCGUGUCCUGGUGCGCUACAAAAGGUACACAAAUGGAACUAAAAGGAAACGCCUCAUCGAAGCACCACGUGAGAAGACCAAAGAGGAAGAAGCUGCUCUACCAGCCGUUCUGCCAAAAGAUAAGUCCAAGGACAAAGCGGAUAUCGAAGAGCAUCUGCAUGCCCAUACAGAUUUUCUGAAGAACGAAAAUAACGCCCAACUGAAGGCCAAGAACCUGUACCGCUCCUGUGUAAAUAGUGCAGUUCUAGCUAAGCGGGGAUUGGAACCUCUGCACACGCUCAUCCGGGAACUGGGCGGCUGGCCUGUCUUGGAGCCACAAUGGAGUGAUUCCCACUUCAACUGGCAGGUGCUGGCUGCCACUUUAAGGCGCUAUAACAAUGACAUCCUAAUCGUUCAGUGGGUGGGCGCCGACAUUAAGAACUCCGAGGAAAACAUUGUACAAUUUGAUCAGACGGGUCUUGGACUGCCCACCAGGGAGUACUUCCUUCAGCCAAGUAACGCCAAAUAUCUGCAGGCCUACCAGCGCUACAUGUCCGAAGUGAUGCACAAGAUGGGCGCCUCCAGGGCGGACGCCCAACGGGUGGCCAGCGAGCUGGUGGCAUUUGAGACUCUACUGGCGGGGAUUACGGCGCCAGCAGAGCAGCGACUCAACGUGACCAAGCUCUACAAACGCAUGACUCUGGAACAGCUGCAGGCGGUGGUGCCAGAGAUCAAGUGGCGUGCUUAUCUCCAGAGCCUGCAGGAGCGCGAGGUCCUGGGCUCCGAGGAGGUGGUUAUAUACGCGGUGGAAUACAUGAGCAAGCUGGUGACUCUUUUAGAUGAGACCGAUCCCCGAACGGUGGCCAAUUACAUGAUGUGGCGUUUUGUGCGACAUCGGAUUAACAAUGUAGACGAUCGAUUCGAUGACAUUAAACAGCACUUUUAUCAUGCACUUUUUGGCCGGGAAGAGAGUCCCCAGCGGUGGAAGGUGUGCAUUGCCCAAGUAAACACCAAUAUGGGCAUGGCCGUGGGCUCCAUGUUUGUCACCCGAUACUUCGACAACAAUAGCAAGCGGGACACCUUGAGCAUGACCCACGAUCUGCAGCAAGCCUUCCGAGAUAUCCUGAAAACCACUGAUUGGCUGGACGACACCACCAAGCAAUUGGCAGAGGAGAAGGUCAACGCUAUGUCCCUUAAGAUCGGCUACCCAGACUUUAUUCUCAAUCCCGGUGAGCUGAAUAGCAAAUACGCGGGCAUUGAAAUUCAUCCGGACAAGUACUUCGAGAACACACUGAACGUACUCCUACACACGGCCAAAACGGAGCAGGCCAAGUUGCACGAGAGGGUCAACAAGACCAACUGGCAAACAGCUCCUGCCAUCGUUAAUGCCUAUUAUAGUCGCAACAAGAACCAGAUCAUGUUCCCAGCCGGUAUCCUGCAGCCGCCCUUCUACCACCGCCACUUUCCCAAAUCGCUGAACUUUGGCGGCAUUGGUGUUGUCAUAGGCCAUGAACUGACCCACGGUUUCGAUGACAAGGGAAGGCUCUUCGAUCGGAAUGGCAACAUUCACAAGUGGUGGACUGACUCCUCUAUCCGAGGAUUCGAUGAGAGAGCCCGCUGCAUUAUCGCCCAGUACAGCAACUACACUGUGGAGGAGGUGGGCAUUGUCCUGAAUGGAGAGAGUACGCAGGGUGAGAAUAUAGCGGACAAUGGAGGAUUGCGCCAGGCCUUCCACGCCUACCAGCGCUGGCUGGAGGAGCAUCCCAACGAAGUCCAAGACGAGAUCCUACCUGGUCUUAAUAUGACAGGGCCGCAGCUGUUCUUCCUCAAUUUCGGCCAGGUGUGGUGCGGAGCGAUGCGACCGGAAGCCAUACGGAAUAAGCUAAACACAGCCAUUCAUAGUCCAGGUCGCUUCCGGGUGAUUGGAACGCUAUCGAACUCUUUUGACUUUGCGCGAGAGUUCAAUUGUCCCCUGGGAUCCCCCAUGAAUCCCCACAAGAAGUGCAGCGUUUGGUAGUUCCCGAGACUACUUCUAUAGCCUAAGAGUAUUAAACAUGUCGUAUGCCACGCAGUCCUAGAAACCAAAGACCGAAGGCAGGCCAGUUGAGUUCAAUUUACGGAAAAAUCAAGCUGGAUAUUCCCAAAGAUAUGCCGCGGAUCGAAGUGGAUUUAUUGACUACCAUCACAACAAAGAUAAUGUGCCAAAAAUUAACUUUCAAAUCUCUAUAUAUUUUUUAGCCUUUAACUAUUUAUAUUUUUAACGUGCAAUAGUUUAGUUUACGAUGCAAUUUAUGUUUGUGAUAAUUUUAAUUAAAUGUACGAGUAUAUUAUUAAACAAGAUGACUUUUAAUG
Drosophila eugracilis is the source of this 3671-nucleotide messenger RNA. It is a transcript of the gene Nep4, whose product is annotated as neprilysin-4. NCBI's taxonomy places the organism in Eukaryota, Metazoa, Arthropoda, Insecta, Diptera, Drosophilidae. Gene Ontology annotation, cellular component: plasma membrane. The record is from RefSeq and is a predicted model, not a curated record. Gene Ontology annotation, molecular function: metalloendopeptidase activity. Gene Ontology annotation, biological process: protein processing. The transcript is spliced from 4 exons. The coding region runs from base 223 to 3336 and encodes 1037 amino acids.